GGAGAAGGAUAAGGGUAGAUAGGGUAGAUAGAGUAGGCAAGAGAGAAGAGAAAGAAGGAGAGCGAGAGCGAGAGAGAGAGAGAGGAAAAGCAUAUAUACCUGGCCACGGUUACCAAGCUGUGUAUUUCUGAGCGCGCAUUGCUAUGUGUAUCGUUGUGUGCGACCGAGUAAAUGUAUAUAUGUGAAUCUGUGUGUGUGUAUAUGUGUAUAUAUGUGUGUGCACGUUGACUCGGAGGGCGACAGGCGCCAUGAUAUCGAUCCUACGCAAUAUCGUGCUCGGUCCCAUGUUCCAUGGACGAACCGACGCUCGACGUGUCUCGUGUUCCACUUGCUGUGCUAUCCGGCAGACGCGAUUUAUCGUUUUUACGUGCAAUAUCGAUAAACUAGAAGUAAACAUCGUCAAAGGAUAAUGUGGGGUAGAGCUAGCAUGGCAGCUGUGAUUCUUUUCCUUGCCUGGUUGUGCAUCUUCGUUCCUUGUCACGGAAGUAAUACGGAACUUAUUCCAUCGGAUACGGAAACAUCUACGGAUGCGGAAUCAGAGAUAAUUUUAGAACGCGCUACUUCUUGGCUGUGGAGUCAGCGAGACAAGGAUGCUGGAUGGGGUAACGAUACACACAGAGUGAUUUUGGUCCUACGUUUGGGUAAUCUAUCACGUAAUGAUAACGUGGCACCACCUGCACCGUUAGAGUUACAACUCAGUUCAAAAGAGAUGGAAUUGGAGAUAGUUCUCUUACUUUGGAGACAUAGAGAAGUUGGAUUUUCUCCGGUUCGUUUGGCUCGUUAUACUUUGGCCUUGAACGCUAUGUGCAUGGAUCCAAGACAAUUCCAUGGACACGAUUUGAUCGGAACUUUGCAACAUCACGAGCCACCGACUGAUUAUGAAUUCGCACUUACUACUUUAGCUGCGUGCAGUGCUCAAGCUCACGUACGUAAACGACAAAUACGUCGUUUAUUGGACAUUGCCAAUGCUGCACAAGAUCAUAACGUUGAUACCGUGGCAAUGGUGAUACUGGCACUGAGGUGUAUCGUUCAAGAUCAUAGACACAGAAAUUUGCAUCAUUUCGUUCGAAAACCUUCGAUUGGUUUGGCUCAACAGCAAAGAUUAGACGGUAGCUUCGGUGACCUUCACACGACAGCAUUGGUCAUGCAAGCUUUAGAAGAAGUCGAGAACGAACCUGGAGACAAUUGGAACAGAUCAGCAGCCUUAACAUGGUUGAUGAAUCAACAACGUCCGGAUGGUUCAUUCAGUGGGGAUAUUCGUGCUACGGCCGAGGCUCUACUUGGCGUUUCACCACGUGGUCUUGCUAGUAUUCGUGCUCUCGAUUGUGGACAAGGUCUGACGGAUAGUUCACCACCUAGACUUACUACGAGCAACAUUGCAGAUGUAGCGACCUUGGAGAAUCAUAGUGAGACGUUAGCAGCAACUACAACCGGAAGUAACAACACUAGUAAUACGGAUACCAUUAUCACCGGUACUUCGAUACCGAUCAUGGUGAACGUUUCAUAUACACUUUGGGUCGGAAGUAACGUCAACGAAACGUACAAUCUAACGGUUUCCGCGCCGAAAAAUGAAACUUUCUAUGGCGUAAUGCUUUUAGCAGCGGAGAUGUCACCACACUUUCAAUUCGCCGCAUCGGAAUGGCCAAAUGGACAUUAUGUCCACACAUUGGCUGGUUAUAAAGAAGAACCAAUGUCUUAUCAUUAUUGGUUACUCUAUCGAUUGCCAACACCACCGGAUCCUUCCUCACCACCUGGAAAUCAAUUGGUUGCACCUGGAGGUGUCGAUGAUCUACAAGUCAGCGAAGGAGAACAUUAUCUCUUUUGGUAUAAGAAGCUAUGAACUGUGCGCGAGAGACUGAGAAUCAAGUAAGAAGGAACACAAGGAAAGAUAGGAAGAUCAAAGGAGAAAUCAACAAAAAUAGAGAAUGUAUGCGCGUGGAAGAUAUAUAGUAUGAAUGUUCAUGCAUCUGUUUGUCUGUAUGUAUGUAUUUGAGAGAGAGAGAGAGAGAGAGAGAGAGAGAGAGAGAGAGAGAGAGAGAGAGAGAGAGAAUCUGAUAUUUCGAAUUACUAGAGCGAGAGCCGAUAGUAUUCACUGCCAUUGCUAAACCGUAAAGCGUAUUCACCUAAGCACGUAUUCGUGCGCAGCCGCUCGUAGUUUCAAGGAGAAUCCGAAGAAGACGGUAAGAAAGGAUUGGCAGUGAUUUCUGAAACUCCGUUCUAGUGACUGGGGAUGAUCGGGUCCGAUAGAAUCCAAUGAUUAAACGUUCCAGCAUCACAUCGGAUCGUAUACAUAUAUCAAGGAGAAACUACGUGACUCGUUAUUUAAGCUACGAAGAAUACCGUUUUCUAUGAAACUGCAAUGCACAACCAUAUUGUAUUAUGAUAUAUCGUAUUAAUUAAUAUUUAAUAAAUCCGAUACCCAUACGUGUAAAAAAAAAGAAUCAAAUUAUAAAUAUUUAUAUAUAUAUAUAUACAUAUAUAUAUAUAUAUAUGUAUAUGUAUAUGUAUAUGUAUACGCAUAUGUACAUGUAUAUAUAUGUGUGUGUGUAUAUAUAUAUAUACGUAUAUUCAUUAGCAAAGAAGAAAAAAGAUGGCCUGUUUCCUGUUCUUGCAAAAGUAUCAUUAAUUUAGUAACACUCGUAUUAAAAAGAGGAAUUAAUAAAAAUACAAAAAUAAGCUCUUCGAUUGCUUAUUGCUAACAUGGGUUAUUAAAUUAAUGAAAAAUGAAGUUAAUCGUUUCAUUCGCAUACGCUGUAUCAUUUAAUUUGUUGUUUGAAAUCAAUAAAGAAUAGAUUCACACGAUAAA
Molecule: messenger RNA, 2806 nt
Organism: Vespa crabro (European hornet)
Lineage: Eukaryota; Metazoa; Arthropoda; Insecta; Hymenoptera; Vespidae
Exons: 7
Coding region: 410-1840 (476 amino acids)
Biological process (GO): cobalamin transport
Molecular function (GO): cobalamin binding
Source: RefSeq, a predicted model, not a curated record